Molecule: messenger RNA, 3600 nt
Organism: Lepisosteus oculatus (spotted gar)
Lineage: Eukaryota; Metazoa; Chordata; Actinopteri; Semionotiformes; Lepisosteidae
Gene: exoc8
Product: exocyst complex component 8
Biological process (GO): intracellular protein localization; exocytosis; Golgi to plasma membrane transport
Cellular component (GO): exocyst
Source: RefSeq, a predicted model, not a curated record
AGAAGGUCCUAUGAUUUCACUGGGAGUUGGUCAGUUUGUUAUUGUAAGAGGUUUCCGGCUGUUUCCGUGAAAUAAUUCGGACACGCAGUAUAAACAUAAACCUGACGAGUUUUUUUUUCACUAGUGAUACUGUGAAAAGGGAAAUGGCAGACACUGCAAACAGACUACGUAAGCAACUGGAAUCGCCAAAUUUCGAUCCACAGAAUUAUGUUAAGCAGCUCUCUCAGCAGUCAGAUGGUGACAGAGACCUGCAAGAGCACAGGCAAAAAAUACAAAAUCUGGCAGAUGAGACGGCACAAAACCUCAAGAAGAAUGUCUACAAGAAUUACAGACAGUUUAUCGAGACUGCCAAAGAAAUUUCUUAUUUGGAGAGCGAAAUGUAUCAGCUCAGCCACAUUCUAACCGAACAGAAGAGUAUAAUGGAGAGCAUCACUCAGACGCUGCUCUCCACGGACAAAGAUGAAGCUGCGAAGGAAAUGCUGGCUGCCUUCCCGAAGGAAACCGAAGAGUUAAAGCAGAGAACGCUAACAACACUUCUGGAGAAAGUAGAGGGCUGUAAAAACAUUAUGGAGACCCCUGGAAGGUAUUUAGUUUAUAACGGAGAUUUGUUGGAAUAUGAUGUUGAUAACAUGUCCCAAAUCCAAAAGGUUCAUGCCUUUUUGAUGAAUGAUUGCCUUCUCAUUGCUACUUGGCUUCCCAACCGACGGGGUGCAGUGAGGUACAAGUACAACGCCCUGUACGACCUGGACAGCUUUGCUAUAGUCAAUGUGAAAGACAACCCCCCCAUGAAAGACAUGUUCAAAAUCUUGAUGUUUCCAGAUAGCAGGAUCUUCCAGGCAGAGAACAGUAAGAUUAAGAAAGAGUGGCUGGAGAUUCUGGAUGAAACCAAAAAAAAUAAGGCAGUGAAGGAGAGGCACAAGAAAGAGGAGGAGACACCCAAUUCCCCAGUGCGACAAGAAGUGUCAAACAACCCUUUUGAUGAGGAAGAGGCCAUGGGUUUGCAGGAGACUGUGGACUUGAGCUUAGAAUGGAUUCAGGAGUUGCCAGAGGAUCUAGAUGUCUGCAUUGCACAGCGUGACUUUGAAGGAGCUGUAGACCUGUUGGACAAGCUGAAUGAGUACCUGAAAGACCAACCAGUGAACCAGGCCGUCAAGGAGCUGAGGGUCAAGGUAGAUGAGAGGGUGCGGCAGCUGACCGAGGUCCUGGUAUUCGAGCUCUCCCCAGACCGGUCCCUGCGGGGUGGCCCCAAAGCCACACGGCGCGCAGUUUCCCAGCUGAUCCGUCUGGGCCAGUCCACCAAGGCCUGUGAGCUCUUCCUGAAGAACAGGGCAGCUGCCGUUCAAACAGCCAUCCGUCAGCUGCGUAUCGAGGGUGCCACCUUGCUGUACAUACACAAGCUCUGCAACAUCUUCUUCACCAGCCUGCUUGAGACCGCCAAGGAGUUUGAGAUGGACUUUGCUGGCAACACUGGCUGCUACUCCGCAUUUGUGGUGUGGUCUCGUUCAGCCAUGAGGAUGUUUGUGGAUGCCUUCAGCAAGCAGGUCUUUGAUAGCAAGGAGAACCUCUCCACUGCUGCCGAGUGUGUGAAGGUCGCAAAGGAACAUUGCAUGCAACUAAGUGAAAUUGGUCUGGACCUCACCUUCACCCUCCAGUCUCUCCUAGUCAAAGACAUCAAAGCUGCCCUUCACAGCUAUAAGGAGAUCAUCAUUGAGGCCACGAAGCACCGCAACUCUGAGGAAAUGUGGCGCAAAAUGAACUUGAUGACCCCUGAGGCCCUAGGGAAAUUGAAAGAAGAGAUGCGCAACUGUGGGGUGGGCAGCUUUGAGCAGUACACUGGUGACGACUGCUGGGUAAAUCUCAGCUACACCAUCGUUGCCUUUACCAAGCAAAUGAUGGCCUUCCUGGAGGAAGGGCUGAAGCUCUACUUCCCUGAGCUGCACAUGGUGCUCCUGGAGAGCCUGCGGGAAAUAAUUCUGGUUGCUGUUCAGCAUGUGGACUACAGCCUGCGAUGCGAGCAGGAGACUGAGAAAAAAGCCUUUAUCGUUCAGAACGCAUCCUUCCUCUAUGAAACGGUCCUUCCUGUGGUGGAGAAGCGAUUUGAAGAAGGAGUGGGGAAGCCAGCCAAGCAACUGCAGGAACUAAGGAAUGGGUCACGACUGAUGCGCGUCAACCCUGAUAGUACAACCUCUCUAGUGUAAGAGGACAGUUUUCCAACCCAUGAACAGAAUUUCACAGCGCAAUUCCAGUGAUUGCGGGAUUUCAUUGCUCAGGUCGCGUGUCGUGGGAGCUGGGUUUCUGCUAAGAGAAUCAGUUUGUGAGCAUUAGCCAGUUGGAAAUGUAACUUAUUAUGUUUAAUUUUCUGUCAUUGCUUUUGCAAUUUCUUUAAAAAAAAGAAUGACAGCAGUUAAGGUGAUGUUACUUUCUCUGCUUAAAUUCUUGAAGAUGGCUACAUCAGCUGUAUUGAACUUUGAUUUUUCUUUUCUUUUCACUUCAUACUCAUCUCUGUACAGCAUGUGAGGCUGAUUUCAUUUCCUUUUCUGGUUCUGCUAAGGGAUAUAUGUCAUAUAAAAAUACAAAAAGACAAAAUUGCCUUAAAAGACAUCUCUGAGCUGAUAGGCAGAAAGUGUCCAGGGUGAGUAAAUUAAACUUAUAGAAAGUUCUAAAAUCACAAUAAUCUUAUGUCUGCCAGCCUCCCCUUGCUGUGGGUAUUUCUUCAGCUUUGAAAAGUAUUUCUUGUCAAGCUGUUUAUACUGGAAUAUAUACCUGUUGUAGGGAAUAUUCAUCUAACAGUCAGAACCUUUUACAUUUUUUCAAAUAACCGCAUGGAGGAGAAACAAAUUGCCUAAUUCAUUUUUGCCAAAGCAUUCAUUGGCUAACAAAACCUCAAAUUAAGUCUUUUCAUUUUCAUGAACCCUGAAAUGGCAUAUAAUGCAUGGAAAUAAAAGUGAAAUUAUUAACUCUCUCUUGUGCCAUAGCGCUUUACAAAUAUGAACUAAUUUUCAGAAAAAGAGAUUAUGCAAAAUUUUGAUUCAGUUAUUUAAAGCUAGAUUUUGAAAAACAUGUAGGAAAUUACAAAUAAUCAUGUAAAUAAUAAAGAUUUCUCUAAGGUGUCCAAUUGCAAAUAAUAAUUUAGCUUGUUAUUGACCUAUUACAAUGUAACAAAGUACUAUUUGCAUAUUACAUAUUUCCAAUUUCACUUACUGAGAAAAUAACUUUUCUUAUUUUAAUGUUCUCAUUAAGAAACAUACUCCUUUUUUAUUUGCUUUUAUUCCAGCAUUUUGACAGUGUGCCAUGCAUUUUGUGAAAUCCAGCAAUGUUCUAAAGUAAAAGCACUAAAAGUAAAACCUAGAAGUUAAACCAAAAUGUCUUUUCCAGAAGACCUUGUCUUAAAUGAAAAAAAUGAUCUUGAUAAGUUACUGUCCUCAAAUAUGUGUUAACUGAGGUGAAUACGAUUAUUGAAAAGAAGCUUCAUGCAUCUCAUCAGACCAAUUGUGUAAUGACUUGUAGCAGCUACUAUUGGAAUUUUAUGUAAAAAAAACUCUUACAAAUUGUACUAAGCUUGAAAGGAUUUGCAAUAAAUUUGUGAAUAUAUAAGGGAAA